GUCAAAACAACCGUUGGCUGCGGUUAACCGGAGCUUUCCGCCGCUUCUCGGAAAUCCGUUUGAUGUAUCGCUCCGUUAUUCCUCCAACGGUUGACAGCGGCGGUUACUAGCUAGCUUAUAACGCGUUAGCUUAGCUCGCAGUCACUCAGAAAGGAGGACGGAGAAUAUAACCCGGGCGGUUUAUGACGAGCAGGUGCACGGGGACACCACAGCACCUGCCGCUACAGGCUGAGUCACUGCUGGUGAGGAGGAAGGUCUGGAGAGGGAACGAGAGAGGAGGAGGAGGAGGUGGAGGAGGAGGAGGGGGAGACGAAGAAGAAGAAGGGAGGGAGGCAGGAAGAUAAGCCACAACAGGAAGCAAAACGACACACGCGUACACACACACACGCCGUGUUUGUGUGUGUGCGUCUGAGAGGGAGACUGCGCGAACGAGAGGGUGAACGGGAAAGGAAGGGAGGGAGAGUGACGCGGAGGCUGGGAGAGCCGGCCCCCCCCCUCCUCCUCUCCUCCUCUCCCUCUCUUUCUCUCCUCUCCUCCUCUCCUCCCCUCCUCCCUCUCUCUCUCUCUCUGUGGAGCAGGCGUGUAGCGGCAUCAGACUCGGCGUGAAGGAACCAUGAGCGAUGUCACCAUCGUUAGAGAGGGAUGGCUCCAGAAACGGGGUGAAUACAUAAAGAACUGGCGGCCGCGUUACUUCCUGUUGAAGACAGACGGCUCCUUCAUCGGCUACAAAGAGAAACCUCAGGAUGCAGACCUGCCCUACCCACUAAAUAACUUCUCUGUAGCAAAAUGUCAGCUGAUGAAGACGGAGAGGCCAAAGCCAAACACCUUCAUCAUACGUUGCCUCCAGUGGACCACCGUCAUCGAGAGGACCUUCCAUGUGGACUCGCCUGAUGAGAGAGAUGAGUGGACAGAGGCCAUCCAGAUGGUGGCUGACAAGCUGCAGAGACAAGAAGAGGAAAGGAUCCAGUGCAGCCCCACCUCCAACAUCGACAACAUGGUCGAAGAGGAGAUGGACAUCUCCACCACACACCACAAACGCAAGACAAUGAGCGACUUCGACUACCUGAAGCUGCUGGGAAAGGGAACCUUCGGUAAAGUGAUCCUUGUCCGAGAAAAGGCCAGUGGGAAAUAUUACGCCAUGAAAAUCCUUAAAAAAGAAGUCAUCAUAGCCAAGGAUGAAGUGGCUCACACGCUCACAGAGAGCAGAGUACUGAAAAACACCAGACACCCCUUCCUCACUUCAUUGAAGUACUCAUUCCAGACUAAAGACCGCCUCUGUUUCGUCAUGGAGUAUGUGAAUGGAGGGGAGCUGUUUUUCCAUUUGUCCAGAGAGCGGGUGUUCUCAGAGGAGCGCACGCGCUUCUACGGCGCCGAGAUCGUCUCGGCUCUCGACUACCUGCAUUCAGCCAAGAUUGUGUACCGGGACCUGAAGUUGGAAAACCUGAUGCUGGAUAAAGACGGCCAUAUCAAGAUCACUGAUUUCGGCCUCUGCAAGGAGGGCAUCACAGACGCUGCUACCAUGAAAACCUUCUGUGGCACGCCCGAGUACCUCGCACCUGAGGUGCUGGAGGACAACGACUACGGUCGGGCGGUGGACUGGUGGGGUUUGGGCGUGGUGACGUACGAGAUGAUGUGCGGCCGGCUGCCCUUCUACAACCAGGAUCACGAGAAGCUGUUCGAGCUCAUCCUCAUGGAGGACAUCAAGUUCCCGCGCACCCUGUCGUCGGACGCCAAGUCGCUGCUGUCAGGCCUGCUCAUCAAAGACCCCAACAAACGGCUCGGUGGAGGACCAGAUGACGCUAAAGAAAUAAUGAGACACAGUUUCUUCUCCGGCGUCGACUGGCAGGAUGUCUAUGAUAAAAAGAUGGUCCCUCCCUUCAAGCCUCAGGUGACGUCGGAGACGGACACCAGAUACUUUGACGAGGAGUUCACAGCCCAGACCAUCACAAUCACUCCACCAGAGAAAUUUGACGAGGACGGGAUGGACUGUCUGGACAACGAGAGGAGACCGCACUUCCCACAGUUCUCCUACUCUGCCAGUGGGCGGGAAUGAACUGUCCAUCACGGUGACAUCAUCACAGCUGGUCUCUGAGGUCAUCAUUGUGGGACAAAAAGACCCACAGCUUUGGACCGAACCAGAAAGACUUGAAGGAUUUUGCCCUUCUCUUCCUCCUCCUCCUCCUCUCUUUUUCACCUCUCCAAAAGAAGCAGUCUUUUUUUUUGUGAAUCCCUUUUCAGAGAGAACUCACAGGCAAAAAUUACUUUGUAAUCCUGCACUGCAACCCUGAGCUGUGAUGUGAUCAGUUACUAUGUAAUGUCCCUUUAAUGACAGGAGCAUCACCGGUGGCCUGCUGUGCUUUGACAUGUGUCGGUCCUGCCAAACUCUGAAACGUGUCUGAUCAAGUUAGACCGCUGAUGCAUUUUUAAGGAGACGUUUUUGUGGCUUCUUAUCUGUAACACGGAGAUAUAGCAUUUUAAGUCAUUCAAACCUAAACUGCCGUUACCGGUUGUAUCUCAGGCUUUUGCAAACAGACAGAUCCUCUCACGCUCAGAGAGACACUCGGGUCUGGUUUCAAAUCCUCACCUAAAUAAUUCUGGGAUUGAUUGAGACUGCCUGGCAGUGAGGGAGCAGUUGUCAUCGUGUGAGCAGAGUCUUACACAGCUCAUGUUGUCGAGCAGGAUUUGACUCAGGUUUUGCUCGGUGCAAUUCAUUAUUGUUGUUGCUGCUAUAUCAACUCCUACCACAACUACUACAGGUACUGCUACUCUUACAACAACUCCUAUACUGCUACUAAAACCCGGUGCUACACUUCGAGCUUAAUGCUGCAGAUCAUUACACAGGCGCCAGCAACACAUCACCUGUAUUAACGUCUAUGCUUGUACAGCUGCAGAACAGGUGUUGCUCCUAACGUACUGCUAUUACACAUCAACUCUGUAGAUUCAGACGAUGAUAGGAUGUCAUGUGUGUGUGUGAGUGUGUGAGUGUGAGUGUGAGGUAUUGGUUUGUGUUAAAGAACGCACCUCAAAGCACAGCAGUUCAGAAGGAUGAAGCUCCAAAACCAUGAGCUUUACCAUGUUACCCACAAUGCAGUGUAAGGUGGUUUAUACAUCCAUCACCGAGGAGGUGAAAAUGAGAGGAAAUGGUUGGUUUGAAUGCCCCCCCCCUCCCCCCGACGUUUUUUAAAUUUAUUUCUCAACUAAAAGUCCCUGAGUUUAAAUCUCUUCUGUCCCAAAAGGGAAAACAAAAGCGAAACGGUACUUUUGUGUUGAUAAUGAAGCUUUACUGUGACAUGCUUGUGUCACAGCGUUGGGAACCACACGGCUGUACCUCUCUGUCUCUGUGCAGGAAAGGGAAUCUGCAGCAGGUUCACCACAGAGUGCAAAGAGAAGUCCAGGAUGGCAGGUUGGGCAUUGUUGAUAAGAAGAGAGAGUAAGUACAGGUGAAAAAGCUCCAAGAAUGAUUAAAUAUUUAUAAUGUGAUAAUUUAUUUGUAACGAUGAGUGAGGUGACAGCUGAUUUCCUGUUACUGUCAGAUUUUCUUUCUUUCUUUUUUUUUUUUUUUUUAAAGACAUUAUGGUCUAUGAGGAGGUACGCAUCGACAGUUAUGGUUUACACCAAUCACAGCGAUGGCUAUAAUAUAUAUAUGUUCUAUUUAUUGUUCUACUCAUCGGUUUUAUAUUUAACUUUUUCUAUUGUUAUUACAUUAUUCUUGAAAAAAAAAUAUUUCUUAGGGCUGAGAGAAAAAAAAAUGGCACCUCAAGAAACAACAAUGGCUGAAGAAUGUAGGAGGGAAAGCAGAUAGCCUUCCUGCUCCAUUGUUUAUUUUAAUGUCUUUGUGUUGUUUUGUGACCAAAAUGUGACAGCGGAGAGGUGACGGGACGCAUCAAGGACAGAUGACAGUUUAUUCUGAGGUUGAAUGAAAAAAACAGAAAGAUAUUCAUUUUAAUUUAUUUCAUCACCUUUUCUUUUUUAAGUUGAUCCAAAUCAUCCCUCAGGUAGAGUUGGGUCGGUCCGGGCUGGUGUACGAGCUUAAACCUGUUAUGCAAACUGGCUGAACUGGUAUUUGUCGUUAUGACAGGCGCUGGUAAAUUAAAAAGGAGCCUACAUCAGUGGCAUGUGCUGACGGCGACACAGCGCUGAAUCCAACUUGUACUGCAUUAGUAGUCAGCAACAUAACAACAUGAUUAAUAUAUUUGCUUGGAAACAAACGGCAACAUGAAGGAGGCCACAUUUCAGUAGAGGUGGGAGGGGUGAGAACGGUUUUACGUUGUUUGUUUAUUAGAAAGCUUGUGUUUUUUGUGUGGUGAGACAAGAUGGCAGAGUUAGUCUCUGAAGAAAACUAAACCUGCACCAGUAUGGCAUCAUUUUGGAUCUGAAACUGGCGCAAAAUCUGGACCCUGUGGCUGGACCAGUUGGGAACCACUGGGCUUUGCUGUGUCAUUUCCAGUAAAUAUCACAAUAUAAAACAUGUUUUCUCUUAAAAAAUACAAACUCUCUCCCAUCUUUUAAGUGGUUAUAUCUCCAGGAGUGAAUUAACAGAUUUAGUGUGAACAGAGUGCCCGAUGUUAAGCGAUGCUCGGCAAUAGACGGAUGUUUGUUUGCUGUUAGGACACAGUGUCGUUGUGUUUCAUUCGGGAGCAGCUGCUGACUCCUAGUGUUAAAAUCCAGUACACCAGUCUGGCUUAACUUCAAACCAGUUUAAAAUUUUAAUAUCUGCCCAACCCUACCCACAGGUGUUGCUAUAAAGCAGGGCUAUUCAAUUACAAAUUUAACUGUGCCUGAUUUUUAAACCAGAAAAUAUCGGGGGGGGGCACAAUUUCAGCAGCGAGCACACACCUCACCUCCUGAUGUUUCCCUUACAGGUCAGAUACACAGAAAAUAGUUUCAUACAGUCUAUAGCAGCAACAGUCAAAGUCACUAUAUAAACUCAAUAAUAUCUGACUGGAAACAAAUCUAACACGUCAAUAAAAUAAAUAUUCCUCCUGGCAUCACAAUACUGAGUGAAAAAAGUCACGUUAUCUAAACAUGAAGACAACAAACAUCAGUAUCAGUCAUUCAUCCUGCUGUCUGUCCCCCCUCUACUGAGGAGACUCACUGUCUGCAGGUCGGCUGCCUCAGGUGCAUGAUUGAAACAGUCCAGCCAAAACCAAGCAUAGAAGCAAACUCUCAUUUAAAGACAUACCAUACUAUGACUACAACAUGGACUUCCUUUGUUUAUUUUCUUAAUGCUUUGUCUAAAGGAGCAAGAGAAAAUCAUCAAGGAGGCACAUUCAGGUGUCUCCAGUUUGUUAGCUCAGGGAGAUAGAGGUCCAGUUUGAAGGUCAGAGGAUCAGGGUUCAAUUCUCAGGUGAACAGUCAGUCUGUUUACAAGCUGAUGUCUGAAGGAGAAAGUUAUAAUGUCUAAGAAACACAGACAAAGUGUCUCUGGCCUGGUAGCUCAGGC
Epinephelus fuscoguttatus (brown-marbled grouper) is the source of this 5443-nucleotide messenger RNA. It is a transcript of the gene akt3a, whose product is annotated as v-akt murine thymoma viral oncogene homolog 3a. The coding region runs from base 614 to 2053 and encodes 479 amino acids. Gene Ontology annotation, biological process: protein phosphorylation. NCBI's taxonomy places the organism in Eukaryota, Metazoa, Chordata, Actinopteri, Perciformes, Serranidae. The transcript is spliced from 14 exons. Gene Ontology annotation, molecular function: ATP binding; protein serine/threonine kinase activity. The record is from RefSeq and is a predicted model, not a curated record.